UGCGUCUCAGCACAGAAGUGGAGCCAUCCAUGGACUCACCACCGGAGCCACUCCACCAACAGCUCCACCGCAACGCCGCCCACUUUCUCCACGCCACCACCAGCUCUCUCCUCUCUCUCCUCCCCACUCCCAAGACCGCGGCUCCCCCUCCACCCUCCAAGAUCUGCACGCCCUUCCUUUUCUCCGAGUCGCUUCUCCAACUCACUCCCUCGCCCUUCGAAUCGACUCAACCUAACUCCGUCUCUUCAACGCCAGCUAUCAAGGGCGUUUCGUCGGCUGAGUCCAGCUCGGGGUUCCCAUCAACGGUCAGGAUUGCAGGACUCAGUUCAAAUGGCAAGGGUGGGGGGCCUGCCUUUGUGGGUCAGGUCUUUAGCAUGUGUGAUCUUUCGGGCACUGGUCUCAUGGCUGUUUCGACCCAUUUCGAUAUCCCCUUCAUUUCUAAAAGGACACCCGAGUGGCUUAAGAAGAUAUUUGCAAACAUUACAAAGGGUGAGAGGAAUGGCCCUGUUUUUCGGUUUUUCAUGGAUUUAGGUGAUGCAGUUGCAUAUGUCAAACAUUUGAAUAUUCCAAGUGGUGUGGUGGGUGCAUGUCGUCUUGAUUUGGCAUAUGAGCAUUUCAAGGGAAAACCUCACAUGUUUCAGUUUGUGCCAAAUGAGAAGCAGGUAAAGGCAGCCAACAAACUUCUUAAGACAAACCCUCAAAACGAUGGAAGGAAAAAGCUCGAUGGUGUUCCUGUUUUUGGGGCUGAAAACUUGGAUAUUGCAAUAGCUACCUCAGAUGGGAUCAAGUGGUAUACUCCAUUCUUCUUUGAUAAACACAUGCUGGAUAACAUCCUUGAAGAAUCUGUUGAUCAGCAUUUCCAUGCUUUAAUUCAAACUCGGCACAUGCAGCGGCGACGUGAUGUCAUCGAUGACAACUUGGCAGCAGAAGUGAUGGAAGAACUUGGGGAUAGCAUAUUGGAGCCUCCAGAGGUUCAGGAAGUCUUAGAUGAGAUUGGCCAUCCUGGGAUACCUUGGAGUGUUAUCUCAAAAGCAGCUGAAAUUCAGCUCCUCCAUGCUGCUGAUAAAGUUUUCUUGAGUAAUAGGUGGUUGCGAAAAGCCACUGGCAUUCAACCAAAAUUUCCUUAUAUGAUUGAUUCAUUUGAGAGAAGGAGUGAAGCUUCGUUCAAGAAAGCAGCUGAGUCAGUUUUUUGUCUUACCAACUCUGCAACAAAUAAUUAUACUGCAGAGCCCACAUUAGACGAAUAUGAUGGUAAAGCUGACUCUGGACAAGAGGGGAAACCUCAACAAAGAUCGGAUGCAAGAACACAAAGCUCAUCAGACAAAUGCAUGCAGCAAGACUUACAAUCCAAUCCGUUUCUUCCAAAGAUCACAAUGGUUGGUAUCUCAACAACAGAGGGGCAGAUGUGCAAAUCUACUGUUAAGAAGACAAUGGACAACCUAACAAGAGCACUGGAGAAAACAGAGCAGGGAAAUACCUCUGACGGUGAUAUAAAUGAGAUGAAAGUUGAAGAUAGGGAUCCACUAUUUGUUGCAAAUGUGGGUGAUUACCAUUCUAGCUUGUCAAAGACAGGCUCAGCACGAUGGGUUCGUGGAGGAAACAAUUGAAACAACUUCACUACAACAUUUAUCAGGAACGAGCUGUCCAUCAAAGCUAGAAUGGAGAGUUGGAAAGGCGCUUUUCAUUCAACACCUCAGAUAUAUUUUUCCAUGGACAGAAAUUACAGUGACCAUGGCAUGCAAGUCUGAGAAUAUCAAUGAAUCACCACAAGAUGAUUUUUGUAAAGAAAAAUAGUGAAAAAGAUCCUGGUGAUCAUUUUGGUUGGGUUUCGAAAUCUGUGAUGUCCCUGUUGCUGUGUAACUUUGAAAUUAUUAUUCUUUAAGCAAAAGAAUAAAACUUUUUACCUUCU
Rubroshorea leprosula is the source of this 1909-nucleotide messenger RNA. The record is from the annotation of a GenBank genome assembly. NCBI's taxonomy places the organism in Eukaryota, Viridiplantae, Streptophyta, Magnoliopsida, Malvales, Dipterocarpaceae.